Messenger RNA from Rana temporaria (common frog), 4500 nucleotides. RefSeq names its product cytidine monophosphate-N-acetylneuraminic acid hydroxylase-like. NCBI's taxonomy places the organism in Eukaryota, Metazoa, Chordata, Amphibia, Anura, Ranidae. The transcript is spliced from 14 exons. The record is from RefSeq and is a predicted model, not a curated record. Bases 147 to 1907 code for a protein of 586 amino acids. Gene Ontology annotation, molecular function: 2 iron, 2 sulfur cluster binding.
AUUACUGCAUUUAAAUAUAGGCGGAGUCAGAGAGAAAAAAAGAUAAAAUUGUUAUUCUCAUCUCAGACAGUGCAUACCUUGCCCUUUGCAACCUGCUGCUUCAUCUUAUCUGUCAGUGCUGCUCCUUUACUAGAACAGAACUUAGCAUGGAACAAACAGCAAACACUCUGCUACAUAUCACAGCCUCAGAUGUAGAAAGUUUAAAAGAAGGGAUCAAUUUCUUGAGGAAUAAGGAAAACGGUACAAAUUUCCUUAUUUUUAAAAAUGAGGAUGAGUUACGAGCUUGUAAGAACCUAUGUAAACACCAAGGAGGAACCUUCAUAAAGGAUAUUGAGGACCUAGAUAGCAGCAUUGUGCGUUGUACAAAGCACAACUGGAAACUAGAUGUGAGCUCCAUGAAGUAUGUCAACCCACCAGACAGCUUCUGUCAAGAUGAACUAGUCAUUGAAAGAGAUGAAGACAACUGCCUUUCACUUGUAGAACUGAAUCCUCCAAAUCCAUGGGACUCAGAUGCAAAAAUUCCAUUAGACUUGGAUCCAGGGGAGUUACAGAUUACCUAUUUAACUCAUGCCUGCAUGGAACUGAAGCUGGGGCAGAAGUAUAUGGUAUUUGAUCCUUGGCUGAUUGGUCCUUCCUUUGCUCGAGGUUGGUGGCUGCUUCAUGAACCUCCAUCUGACUGGCUGGAGAGGUUGUGUCGUGCUGACUUAAUUUAUAUAAGCCACAUGCACUCUGAUCACCUUAGUUAUCCUACGCUAAGAAAGCUUGCAGAAAGAAGACCGGAUAUACCAAUAUUUGUUGGAAAAACAGAACGACCUGUCUUCUGGUACCUGGAUCAGAGCGGUGUUAACUUAUCGAAUGUCAAUGUUGUCCCUUUUGGAAUCUGGCAGCAGGUGGAUGCAGAUCUCAGAUUUAUGAUACUGAUGGAUGGAGUUCAUCCUGAAAUGGACACUUGUAUUAUUGUAGACUACAAAGGUCAUAAAAUCCUAAAUACAGUGGAUUGCACUCGGCCUAAUGGUGCAAAGCUCCCCACAGAUGUUGCUGUAAUGAUGAGUGACUUUGCUGGAGGUGCAUCUGGAUUUCCAAUGACAUUCAGUGGUGGAAAGUUUACAGAGGAAUGGAAGGCACAGUUUAUAAAAACAGAGAGAAAGAAACUGCUGCAUUACAAAGCCCAACUUGUCAAGGACUUGAACCCUCGUAUCUAUUGCCCCUUUGCUGGGUACUUUGUGGAGGCCCAUCCAUCAGAUAAGUAUAUUAAAGAGACAAACAUUAAAAAUGAUGCUGCAACAUUGAAUCAGCUGAUAACUAAAAUGUCAAAUGUUAUUACCUGGACUCCAAAGCCAGGAGCAGUGAUGGACGUUGGCAGGGUAUUAAAGGACCCAAGUGACAGAGAGGCCAUUGUUGAUCCACCAGAAGGUAUCAAAAUCUUCAAAGAUUCUUGGGACUUUGGUACAUACCUGGAUGCCAUGUCUACUUCAUUUAAAGAUGAGAUCUUUAACUAUCCAUCUUGGAUUAAGGAAUAUUUCACGUGGGCUGGGUUCAAAGGCUAUAACUUGGUUGUCAGGAUGAUUGAAACUGAUGAGGACUUUGUUGACUUGCCUCGGGGCUACAACUACUUGGUAGAUUUCUCAGACCUUUCUUUUCCUACUAAAAGACCAAACCGUGAUCAUCCUUAUGAAGAAAUAAGAAGUAGAGCUACUGUCAUGAGACAUGUUGUGAAAAAUGGCCUACUCUGGGAUGAUUUAUACAUUGGAUUUCAAACACGAAUUCAGAGGGACCCAGAUAUCUACCAUCACCAAUUCUGGAACCAUUUUCAGAUCAAGCUGCCCCUAACACCACCUGACUGGAAUGCAUUUUUGGAACACGAGAAACAAAGUGGGAAUAAUGCACAGAAUUGCAGUGUAAUGUAAAUCAUUACCAGAAAACAUGUUACAACCUAAACUAGCAGCUGAAACCACUUUUAAACACAAAUCUGCCAAUGAAUGCAUAUUAAUCUCAUGAUAAUCGGAAAGGUUCAAAAAUUGAAAUCUGAUUUUCUCCUUUAUAAUUACUAAAAACGAUAUAUAGUGAAAGUGCUCAUCUAAGCAAUCCAUUCCAUACACAGGGUUAUUCGAAAGUUAAAUGCUCACCUAGAAGUCCCAUUCAAUGCCACACAGCUGUAUGACGUAGUCUUAAACAUCUGCAUAUGAAGCUGUACAAGUUGCAGUUACUGCAGGUAUUGCAUCCCGGUGACCAUAACAGAAGGCUCGAAUUUUGCGCUGCAAUUCUGCAGUUAAUGGAAGAUAACAAUUUUUCCAAAUUACAAUUUUUUUCAGAAGAAUCAAUGUUUCACCCCUCUGGUAAGGUUAAUCGAUACGAUGUAAGAAUUUGAGAGGGAAAAUCCUUGCAUAGUUGUGAAAAAUGAAAGAGAUGAAUAUAUUUUGCGCCAUUUCUCUAAGUUUAUGGAGCUUUUUUUUGAAGAAAAAAAAACUGACAGGAGUUUCAUGCCUGGACUUGCUACAAAACUGGUUGUUUCCCCAACAUCAAGAAGAUUCAAAUGACUUGAUUUUCAUGCAAGAUGAUGCCCUGCAUCACCUUUAUUUGGAGGUCUGGCAUUAUCUAAAUGACACUAAACCAGGAUGAUGGAUUGGAAGAGGUGGACAAUAUGAUCAUGUUCAUCAUCUGUGGCCUCCCAGGUCACCAGACCUUACCACCUGUAAUUUUUAUCUAUGGGGGUACAUAAAAGAAAAGGUAUUAGUCCCACCUAUCAAGAUCUGAGAAAUCAAAUUGUUGAAGCUGUGAAUUCAAUAAAUAGCGACCAGUGGAUUCAUGUCUGGCAAAAAAUGGUCUACCAUUUUUGGUGUUUGUUGCACAACAAAUGGUACUCAUGUUGACUCUUUAGAAUCACUCGAACAUUUGUAGGAUAAAGUCCCUGCCACAGACCCUCCUUGGUGAACUUCAGAGAGACGCCUCUGCCACAGAUAAAUAUCUAAGGUAGACUCUUGUUUACACAGAAAAUUAUAAAUGGAUUUGUUUUGAUUAAAUUUGUAACUAAACAGUUUUAUGAAUUGAAAUGUCAUAUUCGACUAGUAAUAUACUUUUCUGUAAUAAGAUUAUCUUAACAGAGCAAUGUAAAAUAUUUCUCUUUUAAACAUUACACUCAAUGUUUUCUGAUAAUCUUUAAUGUAAUACUUGAACAAGAAUUAUGAGGGUCGAGCAAGUGCAACAGUGAAAUUUUUUAGUUGUCAAUUUUUUUUAUUGGGUUUAAAGUAAAGAGAAAACAGUAGAUACAAUUGACAAUAAAAGAUUACAGAAAAAUAAAAAUGGUAUCAUGUAAUAAGAGAGUAUUUGAAACAUAGAAUAAUCUAAUAAAUAUUUGUAGAUCCUGUGAGAAAUAUUAAAGGAAUCAUUAAGCAGGUUAUAGUCAAACCAAUCAUGUUAGUCUAUUACAUUUGAACUCAUAUAAAAUAUUAUAGAAUAUUAUGAUAUAAACAGAACCGGAUAUAAUUAUGAUAUGAACUAUAGCUAUGGAGCAAAUGUAAUUUUAGCAAUUAAUCGGUUCAAAAACUGUCUGAAAUAGGGGGAGAAGGAUCUUAUUCAUGUUAAUUAUUAAAACAAUAGGAGCAAAAUUAGAUAUCGUAUUUACAUAUUCACAUUUACCAUUUUGAAUUUGUUUUUAUUAUGCUCAGUACAAAAACCAGUGUCCAUGCAAGGUCUUGUCAGCCUGAGUGGCUCAGGGGAGAGAAAGUAUACAGAUAGCUCAUGAGAAACAAACAGGAUUAAUUUAAAAAACAUAUCAUGAUUUAAGUAGAUUUCCCACACAUACACACAUUUUGCACUUAAUUAUUUACAUAAAUUUUACUUUUCUCUAUUAGGGAUGAGAUUUUGGUUUCACUGCUACCUUUAUAUAAAAGGAAAAAAAUCUGUGCUGAAACCCUUAAUAAAUAAAUAAUAAUGAAAAAAUUAACACCAACGUGCAAACAAGAAAAAUUGCAAAAAUAAAAAUAAAUGAUAAGUAAAUCUUAAAUCUUCAGUCAACCUACAUAUAUUAAAAAAUUGCGCUCCCACCUAGAAAAUGUAAAAUUAUCAUACAAACUCAAGUGACCUUCAACAAUAGUGUUCAUACAAAAAAAUAUAUAUAUAUAACGUGUAAGUUCAUAAAUACUAAAGGGUUAACACUGAAGAUUCGUUCCAAUAGAUAAAUAUAAACAGACUCAUGAAUGGCAAAGUCCAUAUAAAUUAAAUGGGAUAAGGAAAAAAAUAAAUAAAAAAAAAAUGAUAGAAUUCAGAACAUAGGGUUAAACCCUGAUCAUGGGCUAAAAAGUAACUUGAAUCCAUUUUCCAUCUUGUUCAUCUGACUUUAUUCAGUCUCCAUCUUAUCAUCUUACAUUUCUUGUAUACAAUAAUUACUUGGCUAAUAUUGAAAUAUUUUUUAAAAGGUAUCAAAUAAAAUUUAUUUUUGAUAAGUUUUUUAGAAUAUGUAUUGGUAAAUUGGUGGAAUGUAUGCAAUAAAGCCAAAAAUCA